Portunus trituberculatus (swimming crab) is the source of this 5746-nucleotide messenger RNA. RefSeq names its product vascular endothelial growth factor receptor 1-like. Gene Ontology annotation, cellular component: signaling receptor complex. The record is from RefSeq and is a predicted model, not a curated record. Gene Ontology annotation, biological process: positive regulation of kinase activity; multicellular organism development; protein phosphorylation. The transcript is spliced from 21 exons. The coding region runs from base 316 to 4485 and encodes 1389 amino acids. Gene Ontology annotation, molecular function: transmembrane receptor protein tyrosine kinase activity; ATP binding. NCBI's taxonomy places the organism in Eukaryota, Metazoa, Arthropoda, Malacostraca, Decapoda, Portunidae.
GAGGUGCAGGAAUGGGCGAUAUUAUUUGAUGCGUGCGGUGAUUGGUGAUUACGGUGGCAGCAGUUGCCUCGCAGCACGCCGGGGGGUGGAGCAUCUACAUGUGCGCACGCUUCUCAUGUAACCGCCCCUCAAGCCUCAAGGCCGCAAACAUUUUGAACAAAUAGUACCAGUUCGUAUCGGUGAGUACUGUGGUGCUCUCGUGCCUCACUCAACUCCUCGGCUCAGCUCAGGAGCUGACACUAUUUUGGACAUGCCACUCCUCCCCGUGCGAUGGGGUGUUUUGACAGUGAUGGUGGUGGAGGGUAUGGGUAGGGUAUGGGUACUACCACCACACUGGCUGCACCCAACGCACCGCAUUCCACACUCUGCCCGAAUGUCACAACGAACCAGCUCGACUUUGUGAACAACACUGAUGGAUGUGUUACGUCCGCGUACAAGCAUAGUGAGCCACAGGAGAAUAACCGCACAAAACUCAAGUCAAUCCAUUAUCACGAUAUAUUCUGCAUAAAUAGAUUAUGCCCGGCUAGGUUAACGUCUCACUUGUACAAUGAAGGUGGAGGAUGUGUCGUACCCAACGACUUCCUUGAAGGACUGAUGAAGAAGAACGCCCCGUAUAUAUUCUGUGGUCGGUUCAUUGGUAACAAUUACGAGGAAAUGGCCCUCACAGCAGUGCCUGUUUCGUAUAACAGUGACCUUGAAAACGCUCUCUACAACAAAUACGCCUUGACCACUAAACUCCAUGAGCCCAGUGUGAAAGUGCAAGGCGCUUGGCAGAUGGAUGACUCGGUGAAGCCUCCUAUGUACUAUGUUGAAGAAAACGCCAACCUUACCAUGACCUGUAACUACUACCACGAAAAACAUUUAACUUUGGGAUUCAUGUGGAGCAACCAGACGCACCACAACAUCUCUCUAAAGAACACCAUGGAAAAACAAUUCAAGCUUCCAGGAUCUGCCAUCUACGAAUGUCGAGUAAGAUUGGACCAUAUAAAAUAUUCUAAGCCUUGCCAGCUGAACAUCACUGUAAUAGCCAAGGAUGCCACCUACCUCACCACCAAAAUCUCCGACCGUAACGUGACGAAGGUGGAGGAGAACCAUUCAGUCCUGUGGAACAUUGCCUUCAUAGCACACCCAGAGCCAUUCUUUUUGUGGAAGAAACAAGGAAAACCGCAACCGCUGCUAGACUCGAGGAUCAAAAAAUCACCAUACCAGAAGAUGAAUUACAGGAUAAACGUGACGUUGAAGAAGGCGUCACUGACACUCUCCUUGUACCACCCGACACUGGCUGACAACGGGAAGUACACUCUAGAAGCGUUCCUACCCGGCACCAAUAUCACCACCACCACCACCAUGUUCCUCAUGCUUCCAGGCAAGCCUAAAGAUGUGGUGAUAAAGAGUCUUAACGACAACCAGAUGUUCAAGGAGGGGGACAGAUUCAGCCUCACGUGUUCAGCGCAAGGCUACCCGAAGCCACACCUCACACUUCACUUCGUCCCUGAGAAUGACACCAACGUCGACCUCGCCCAGGACGGUCGCGGAUACAAUGAGCUGAGGAAGGACAGCGGCAUGGACGAGGACGACCACAGCAGCAUGGUGAAGCGAAGCGUCCACUGGAUCGGUGUUGCUCAACACCCUGGAUCGUACCUAUGCAAGGCGGAAAAUGACCUGGGACAACAAUACUCUUCCAGUAAGAAGUUCCUGGUGACGGACGGAGAGUCUCUGGUGCCCAUUGCGUUGAGGUUGGAAAUCGGUGGCGAGGUGAGGGGCGUGAUGGGCAACACCGCCACUGUAGUGGAGGGAGACGACUUCAAGCUCACCUGUCGGGCCAACAAGGUGACGGCUAAAGCACCGCUCACCUGGACUCUCAACAACAACCCUCUAGAUCAGGCUACUAGGAAGACUUGGGCCAUGGAGGUCACCGACAAUGACACCCGCCUGUCCCUCGUGUCGACGGUGAGGGCCACAAGCCUCCCUCGCAGUGCUGGGAACUUCUCCAUCAGGUGUGCAGACCAAGCUGGCAACCACACUGACAUCAUCAUCAACUUGGAAGGGAUGGUCCAGCCGGAAUGGAGAGGAAAGAAGGAUCCGGGGCAGGACUACGACAGGGACAAGAAUGACAACCUGACACUGAGCUGUCCGGCCGACGGCACUCCUCGUCCCAAGGUCACCUGGAAGAAGGGACAAGAGCUUGUACAGGAAAACAAAUGGCGAAAGAUAAACAAUUACGAACUCUUCUUUGAAAUCUUGUCGUCCUCAGAUACUGGAAAAUACACGUGUGAGAUCAGCAACAGAGCGGGAAAUCUGUCAGCCUUCUUCAACGUGACCGUGAACGAUCCCGAUGACCAGAAGACUUUGAUGAUUCUGUCCAUAGUGGGCGUGCUCAUCGUGGCCUUGGUGGUGAUGAGCGUGUUCCUCUGCAGGAGGAUCUACCAGGCCAGGAAAGAGACACUGAACCUACAACUUCGCGAGCAGAAGAUGUUUAUAGAGGGAGACCCGAGCAGUCUUAACCCUGACAUUCCGCUGGAGCAACAAGCUGAGCUGCUGCCGUACAACACCAAGUACGAGGUGUCCAGGGACUCCAUCAUCUUUGACAAACUGCUGGGGACAGGAGCAUUCGGGAGGGUGUACCGCGCCACGGCGCUCAACCUCCGGCCCGGAGAGCCGCACACCACCGUGGCUGUCAAGAUGAUGAAGUCCCGCACUGACUGCUCGCAACUCAAAGCUCUGCGCUCCGAGGUGAAGAUCAUGAUCCACAUCGGAAGGCACGCCAAUAUCGUCAAUCUCCUCGGUGCUUGCUCCAAGGACCUCGCUUCCAAAGGGGAGCUGCUGCUGCUGGUGGAAUACUGCAAGCAUGGCAACAUCCUCGACUACAUGCGCCGCCAUCGCCGCGACUUCGUCAACCAAAUCAACGCUGAAGACAAGAUCGACCCGACUUUCCGCGAGCCGCGACCUAGACAAAAGAGUGACUCCAGCUCAAGGAGCCACACUUCCCAUGGUCUCAAGUACACACACCUCAACUUCCACCAAGACAACGUGUUUUACGGCACCACUCAGGCUUCUGACGGACCCACAGCCACGUCUCCAAACCUUCUGUCCCCCGCCAUGACUGACGGCGACGCUGGCUGUCGCCCAUUCCGAGCCAGGACCGUGUCGGCUUCCUCCACCACCCACCACAUGGCCUCCGACAACAGCUUCCUUCCCUGCGAGUCCUCCGCCGGCACAUCAGUCAUCACCAUCAACAGUCACUUCUCCAGCUGGCACCUAACGCCCCUUUGCUCCAAUGACCUGCUCCAUUGGGCCUACCAGAUCGCCAAGGGAAUGGAAUACCUGGCGUUUAAGAAGGUGCUGCACGGUGACCUGGCUGCGAGGAACAUACUGCUAGAUGAGAACAACGUGGCCAAGAUUAGUGACUUCGGACUUGCCAAGGACAUCUACAAGGAUGAAAACUACAGGAAGAAAACUAGCGGUCCCAUGCCAGUGAAAUGGCUGGCUGUGGAGUGUCUGCGGGACGGGAUGUUCUCCACGCAGAGUGAUGUUUGGUCCUUUGGCGUGGUGCUGUGGGAGAUCUUCAGCCUCGGACAAAUUCCGUACUCGUGUAGCGAGUUCGACGAAAGCUUCAUCCUCAAGUUGGAGAAAGGCAUCCGCCUUGAGCAACCCCGCUACGCCACCUACGGCCUGUACCGCCUGAUGCUGGAAUGCUGGAACACUGACCCCUUGGAACGACCUUCCUUCACCAGCCUGGAGGCCAGUCUGGGAGACAUGCUGGGCGAAGUACAACGACAAAACUAUCUACAGCUCACUGAGGCCUACGAGGAGAAUGCUUCAAGUGAGUUUCUGGACUUACUCGCAAGUCAAGACUACUCGGCCAAGAUGCGCCAGCCCACACCGCUACCUAACGAGGAUGGCUACGAGAUGCCCUUCAGUCCCGGUGUGGCGCCUCAACUGACGGUGCAGGCCGACCGCCUCUCCACACCGACCCGCCUCACAAACCGACAGAAAGAGUACCUCUGCGCUGUGGAAGGCGAACACUCCGCCAGCUCUUACGUGCCCAUGUCCGCUGACCGCACUGACGCCAAAACCGUAUUCGAUUUUGACGACGAGACGGUGGCGUGCAUCAUGGGCCGCCCUGAGAAAGAAGAAUACGGUAACCAAGACCUCUACCUCAGGAUGGACAAGCCUUCUCCGGAGCCCCACACUCCAGAUUCCGUCAACGGACGUCAACACUCUCCACGCUGCACCAUUCUCAAGAGCGUUUUAACUAAACACGACAGUGGCGUGUACAGCCCCACCAUACUGGCACACACCAACCCAGAGUACAUAUCCAUGAGUCCAAAGUUACUCGUAAAGACAGAUAUCGACAGGGAAAGAGAAAUUACCGCCUUUGAACCGAAAGGCAUUGCAAAGGCACGCAAGUAUCAAGAUGACAGUAAGUCUGGCGCUGAAUACAUCAAUCUCCUCCCGAAAGACUCGUACAGCGAUAACGCUUAGUAGCACACUAUUAGCUGUAUAGUGCACAGGCUACACAGGUAGUCACUGGACAAGAUCUUGAUGUUGCUACUGAUCAGCGAAAAACAUAUAUUGAUUGCAAAGUAUCCAUCACGUUAACGUUAAAAUUCAAGCUUACGUAGCCUCUAGAUGAUACAUAUAAAUGCUCUUUUUAAUCCCGGAAAAUUUGGUGGUGAGCAAAUUAUUUUAUAAUGUGUUCUAAAGUAGACCUUAUGUUAUUAAUUAUUAUUAUAUACAUUAUUUUCCUUUUUUUUUUUUUUUUUUUUUGACAAGUUUCAUGGAUAUGCAUUUAACACCUUCAAUAUUGAGACCAUUAUUUUUGGGUAUCAUUAAACGAUUUUAUUUACAUUAGGAAGGUUCUAUGGUGGUCAAAAGAUUAAUGGCCGGAAUCUUUACAAUUUAAAUCCCCACAUACGUUUCUGAAGACGUAUAAAAUCGCCAUUAUAGCAACCAGAAUCAAUAUGAAAACGCUGCACGGUAUGAGGGGGUUAAAAGUGUGUACUUAUAAUUGUUGUUCCUUAAUUAAAGAAAAUGUUGAUGUUACCUUUUACUAAAUAUCGAUAAGAUUUGUUUUUUUCAGCAAGACAUUAGCAUUGUAGUAGACAUUUUAGGUUACAUUGGUUUUAUUAAAGAAGACCAUAGGUGUGCUACAUAGGUGUUCCCGCCACCUCCUAGACUAAAAUGUUCCUACAAAAACGUAUAUUAUUGAAAUGCAACUUAGUCAAUUACGCUUUUAAGUUUUGAUGAUAUUUAAACUGAUUUUAAUUAAGAGAAAAUGUUAAUGGUUCUGUGAAUUCAGCAAUUAUAGACUUAUAAAGUUAUCUAAAUGUUUCUAAAGCUUUUUGAAAUGUAUGUUUUAAAUAUGUUAGAAGAGAGUGUCUUUUAAUUAUUGGCAAUUACGUUUCAGAAAGAAAACGUUUAUCCUGCGUUAAUGGAUUUACCAAAAGCUUUUGAUAUAGAGAGAGAGACUAUAAAUUCAAAUCGAACAUAUUUCCUCGGGCUCAUUAUCUGACCGUAAUUUUAGUCUAUUUAAAUUAAAAAGACAAUCCAGGGCGUCAUUUCAUAACAGAGCCGACCUUCACUCCUUCCUAACUCCAUAGAUUCAAUUCAAUUCAAUUCAAUAGUUUUAUUGUUGUUUUACAACAAAGGAAAAAGUCGGAUCUUGCCAACUAUUCCCUAAACCGUUAGUAUUACAAUAUUGUACAGUACAAUUUUAACAAAAUAAAGAAAAGUUUACAGAAAA